AUGGCAGAACUAGACUACAAGAUCAAUAAACAAGCAUCCUUCGACCAUCUAGCAAACAUCCCCACCAAAGCAGAAGCAGAGAUAGUCGACCAUGGCGCCGAUACAGCCCUCCACCGCUCCCUCGGCACCCGCCAUCUCACCAUGAUUGCCCUGGGUUCCGCCAUUGGCAUGGGCAUGUGGCUGGGAAGCGGCCAGUCCCUCGUCAACGGCGGCCCUGUCAGUCUCUUCGUCGGAUUCCUGAUCAGCAGCUCUAUCGUCUGGUGUGUUUGUCAGUCAAUUGGCGAGAUGGCUGUUAUGUAUCCCCUGCCCUCGGGGUUUGUGCAGUGGUCGACCAUGUUCAUUAGCCCCGCUGCUGGGUUUGCUUUGGGCUGGGGGUACUGGUUUUCGUACUGGAUUACGAUUGCCAAUGAGCUUCAGGGCGUCGUGACGGUCCUCAACUACUGGACUGACCAAGUCCCAAAGGCUGCGUGGAUAUCUAUAUUCUGGGUGGUGAUUAUCCUAAUCAAUGUCUGGGUUGUAAAGUUCUUUGCAGAGGUGGAAGUAUUCUCGUCGACGGUCAAAUUCAGUUGGAUGUUUAUUGCCAUAGUAGGCCUGAUUGUCGUCACCGCCGGCGGCGCACCCCAAGGAGAAGCCAUUGGCUUCCGAUACUGGAACGCACAGCCAGUAAACAACGGGUUCAAAGGCUUCGUAAGCGUCAUCCCAGCCUGCGUGUUCGCCAUGGCCGGUUCGGAAAACGCAGCACUCGUAGCGAGCGAGGUUGCCAAUCCUCGACGCUCGGUUCCAAAGGCUAUCGGGUCCGUUUGGAUGCGCCUGGGUCUGUUCUAUAUCCUGGGAAGUCUGAUGAUUACACUUACUGUUGACCCUACGGAUCCUGACUUGUUCGGUGCCUCGGGGAGCAAUGCUUCGCCGUUUGUGAUUGCAUUUCGCGAUGCUGGCAUCCCGGCGAUGGCGCAUAUCACCAAUGCGGUGAUUUUCAUUUCAGUCAUCUCGACUGGGAGUAUCUCGGGCUAUGGGGGGUCGAGAAUGCUCAUGGGUCUUGCCCACGUCCGCAUGAACCACAAGAUAUUCGGCAAAGCAGACAAAAUCGGCCGGCCCUGGGCUGGAUACAUAGCCACGAUCGGAAUCGGCGGUGCCCUGGCCUACCUAAAUGUCUCGCAUACCGGCGCAGAAGUCUUCCAGUGGCUAUCCAGUCUAGUCGCCCUGCUUACGCUCUUCGGUUGGGGCAUGAUCUGUCUCUCGCACCUGCGCUUUCGAUAUGCGUGGAAAGUGCAGGGCCGUGAGGACGUGCAUCUCCCCUGGCGGACAUGGGCUUAUCCGUACGCGCCGUGGUGGGGGCUGCUUUGGUGCAUUGCGCUUAUUAUUGUGGAGUUUUAUUUGAGUAUUUGGCCGCUGCAUGAGAGGUCUUCGGCGAAGAGUUUCUUUGCGAAUUUUAUCAGUGUUGUUGCGGUGUUUGUUAUUUGGGUUGGGGCGCAGGUUUGGUAUAGAUGUCCGGUUUGGAUUGAUGCCGGAGAGGUUGAUCUGGAUGGAUGCAGACGGUUUUAUGCGGAUCGUGAUGAGGAGGCUGUUCCUGUUAAGGGGUUUGUGAGGAGGCUGAAGGUUCUUUUUGAAUAG
This is a messenger RNA of Aspergillus versicolor CBS 583.65, 1611 nucleotides long. RefSeq lists its product as uncharacterized. NCBI's taxonomy places the organism in Eukaryota, Fungi, Ascomycota, Eurotiomycetes, Eurotiales, Aspergillaceae. The transcript is spliced from 4 exons. Gene Ontology annotation, molecular function: amino acid transmembrane transporter activity. Gene Ontology annotation, cellular component: membrane. The coding region runs from base 1 to 1611 and encodes 536 amino acids. Gene Ontology annotation, biological process: amino acid transmembrane transport. The record is from RefSeq and is a predicted model, not a curated record.